UGGAACUUGAGAAAAAUGGGUUAGAGGUUGAAGAUGAUGAAUAGUAACCCCUUCAUCUUCCUGCACUUUCCAACGGAACGGACGACCGUUCAAACCCAACGGUCGACCGUUACGAACAUUUUUAAGUCCAAAAAUGCUAUUUUUGAAGCUAUAAAAGCCUAAUUUUUUUUAUACCAAUCAAUUAUGAUCAAUAUAAAAAUAAUUGUUAAAAAGAAAAAUGAUGUUUUAACAAAUAAAAUUUAAUGUGAUAAAAUAAAAAUGAUGUUUUGAAAAAUAAAAUUUUAUGUGAUGUAUGACGUCAGCCGUCAAGUUCAAAAAUGGAGAACUACGAUGAGGAAUUUGCCAUGAUGGUCAAGCAAUUCCGGAAGUUCAAAAAGUUCUUCAAGAAAGCUGACUCAGUCAGAAGGCCAUCCAAGGGAAAGCCACAGGUAAGUGACUCUCCUCCUGAAUCUUAUUUGUGUUACAAUUGCAGGAAGCCUGGCCACUGGAAGUCAGCGUGCCCGUACCCAAAAGUGGAGAAGUACAGAGAAAGAGAAAGGAUCGAGAAGAAAAAGAAAGAAAUGGUUGCUGCUGAAAGUGACGAGUCAUCCGGCUCAAGCUCGGAUGAAGAAGCUCUCGUCUGCAUGGAGCGCGGAGUUGAAAAGUCCAACCAUGAGGAUAGAUGGACUAUGUCAGAAGAUGACACUCUCUGCCUAAUGGCCAAAGAUAAUGAUGAUCAAGAGUUCAAAAAGAUGAUGAAAGACUUUGAGGAGAUAAAUCUCAAACAUUCUUCCUUAACAGAGGAGAACAAAUUAUUGAGUGAAGAGAAUCUCAAGUUGACUGAAGGUCGGAAAAGUCAACUGAAUGAGAUCACUCAACUCAAGACUGAAAAUGAAUCUCUCUCUGAAAAGGUUGUCGGAGCAAAUGUCCACUUCCAGAAGUUAGAAGCCAAGUGCUCCUCACCAACAUUCUUCCAAAGCUAUCUACAAAUGAUAGCCGCUCAAGAACUCUCCGAAUUUCUUCAAAUGGAGAUUCGCCUCAAAUUCGAGGAAGAAGUUCUCGAAUUCUACAGAAAUGGAGAAAUCAAAACUGCCCAUUCCAAGAAGGACCCACAGAGGACGGUUCCAGUCAUCAAGUCCACUGUUGGAGGUACAAAAGUGAAGCUUUCACAGAAGAAAUUGGGAGAAAAGCUUCGCCUUCCCAAUUCUGGAGUUGAAGUUGGGAAAUUUCCAGUCAAAAAUCUGGACUGGAACAUCAUUGGAAUUUCUGGGCGAACUCCUUCUGGCCCUGCGAAGAAAGCAGAUCUAAACAACGAUUAUAAGUUGGUUCUAGAACUGGUCAUCGCUUGCCUCGAGUGUGGAAGUGGAGAAGAAAUUCCUCAAGACCAAAGCCUUCUAACCUCAUCUCAGCAUCAAACAGAUGAUGCAGAUAACCAAUUCUGGCAGCUAUACUAUGAUUGGAAAGCCUGGAAAGUUGGGAAUUCAGCAGAGCAACUAUUGAAUUGGGACCAACAGCUGAAGAAUGAGAAAAUCAUCAAGAAGUGCUUAGGAAUACCAGUCAACCACAACUGUGAACAGAUUUUGGAUGACUACUGGGUAUGGCAAAGGAACCCUGAGGACUUGCAUCUGGAAUACCUGGCCAAUACACCAGUUUCAGACUGUGAAGCAGAUGAUGAAGACACUGCAGUCUUCAAGCCAGUCUUCUCAAAAGCUACAGAAGAUCAAGUGGCUCUCACUUCUGAAGCAACAGCUGAGGAUUUCCAAACAUUUCCGGAAACCUCACCUGCCCUCGAAACGGAAACCUCACCCGCAUUUCAGGAAACUUCACAUGCUCCUGAAAUGGUUCUGACUGAAGUUGUUCAAGAGAAGGCAACCCCUCCCUCCCAAGAACAGAACCAGGAAACAGCAGAUGAAGAAGAAUUUCAGCCACUAAUCCAAUCUCAUGUUUUGGAGAUUCUCACCACUCCUUGUGAGAUCUCCAAUCCUAGUGAAAUUGAGAUCCCGGAAAAGUCAGCUGAAAUUCCGGAACAGUCAGCUCUUCCAGAAACAAUGGAGCAAGCUGUUGAAGCACAAAGGAAUUCUGGAGAAGCUGCAAAAGAAGCUCAAAUGGCAGAACUAGAGGACUCUGAAACUCAAGUAGCCAUUUUUGAAGAAGAGAAUACAGUUGAAGAAAGGGACUCCCUCUCUAGGGAAAUAUCAAAUUUUGCGCUUGAAACAGAAGGAGAAUCUAAAAGAACACUGAAGGUUACUGAUGAAGAAGAUGUCCAAGAAGAUGCUGAAUCUCUUCCUAUGCAACUCUUCCAAAGAACACCAUCAUCUCAUCAGACAAAGAAGGUCCAAGGGCUGAUUGAAUCAGCCCUAGCAUCUCAACAUGCCUCCUUUAGGCAAGAGAUAGAACAAAUGGAAGUCAGGCACACCCAGCUAAUAGAGAAAUCUGAACGAAAACACAGCGCAGAUCUCAAAGAAAUAAGCAAAUCAGUGCAGAAAACUCUGGAGAUUAUCUCUCUAUUGAGUGAAACUGUGAGCAACACGAUGGAAAUAUAUGCCUCUAACAGUCAACUUCAUCUCAAAGAGAUCAACAAAGUCAAAGAGCAAAUAGCGAGUGUCACAAUUAGUCUCCAAAAACAGAUGUCCCUUCUCCAAAUGGACAUCAGAUCAGCCCUAGCAGUAGCUUCUGCAAAUCAGGUAGUGACCAAAGACUACUUGAAGGUGAUUAUUGACAAUCAAAAGGAAGCAUACAAGCUGUUCAGACUUAUUGGUGCAAACUCUGGAAACCGCAAGAUGGAAGUAAUUCUCCAACAACACAGUCCAUCUCCAAUACCACAGCUCCCUAUUGCAAUCAAAGAAGGAGAAGUAUCUUAUAUUCCUUCUCAUCUGAACUUGACAAAUCUAAUCCUUGAAGCACAGCAAAGAAAUCCGGAAAACUCAGCACAACUUCUAUCCAGCUCAGGACUGGAUGGAACAGAAGUUAUAGGUACAGUUGUUGACCACUUCUCAAAUGAUGCUCAAUCAGAAGAAAGACGUGAAAAUUUAAGAUGCAUCAAAGAACUGUGUGGGAACAUGAAGGGCAUCAGUGAAGUUGCCGGAUCUUCAACGCGCAAGAGAAACUGAAGGUUCUUUACAUCAAAACAGGGGGAAAGUAUGUGAAAACACUAAUUUGUUUUGAUGAAAACACCUUCUUGUUUAAACAUUGCUUGAUUGGUUUAAACAUUUCUUAAUUAUGUUUUAAUUGCGCUUAUCUCAAGUAUAAUUUUGUCUUAAUUAUUUUUUUCUGAAGCGCAUACAUUCUGGGGGAAUGUAAUUCACGGGGAACUUAACUAGUUUUGGCUAACAAUUGUUGCAAUGAAUUAUUGAUAAGCUC
Molecule: messenger RNA, 3339 nt
Organism: Cuscuta campestris
Lineage: Eukaryota; Viridiplantae; Streptophyta; Magnoliopsida; Solanales; Convolvulaceae
Source: the annotation of a GenBank genome assembly